This is a messenger RNA of Oncorhynchus mykiss (rainbow trout), 863 nucleotides long. The record is from RefSeq and is a predicted model, not a curated record. NCBI's taxonomy places the organism in Eukaryota, Metazoa, Chordata, Actinopteri, Salmoniformes, Salmonidae.
AUGUACCAUUUAGGCAAGAAUCCCCAGAGGUCUGAUUACAAGACCGUGGUACAGAGGUCAGUGUCUGACCAAUUCCACCCAGGAGAAAAUGUGACUCUGCAGUGUACAGUGCUCUCUGAGGCCUGUACAGGAGAACACAGUGUGUACUGGUUCAGAAUUGGAUCAGGAGAAUCCCAUCCAGGAGUCAUUUACACCCCUGGAAACAGGAGAGAUGAGUGUGAGAAGAGCCCUGAGACUCCUUCUCCUACACAGAGCUGUGUCUACAGCCUCUCCAAGAACAACCUCAGCCCCCCUGAUGCUGGGACUUACUACUGUGCUGUGGCCAUAUGUGGGGAGAUCCUUUUUGGCAAAGGAACAGAAUUGGACCUGGCCAGUAACACGGAGGUGAAUGUGUCAGAAAUGGCUCUGGUAGUGGUUGUUGUAGGUUUGACAGUGGCGUUGGUGUUGUGUGGGAUUGGGAUCAUGUUCCUUGUCUGCACCAGACCAAAAGAGCAAAUCUGUGAAAAUUGCAAAGCAGUGGGUGCCUCUCAGGUUGGCAGACAAGACAGAUUACGUGGAGAAGAGGAUCAAGAUGGAGAUACGUUGAAUUAUGCUGCAUUGAAUUUCUCUGAGAAGAAAACUAAAAGAGGGAGAAAGAAGAGAGAGACACCACAGGAGAGUGUGUACUCUGAUGUCAGGUGUUAAGGCUAGGACGAACUUAGCUUAAUCAUUCUAAAAUGUAGUGUUAAUAAUACAUUUGUCUUUUAAAUGUAUUAGUCAGUGCCCCUUGUACAAAGAUAAUUAGAAAAUAUGAGAAUUUGACAAAUGUAAUAAAUGUUUGAUAAAAAUCAUGAUCAAUCAGAACACAAAUUAACAAAUUGAAA